This is a messenger RNA of Carica papaya (papaya), 1077 nucleotides long. It is a transcript of the gene PIP2;4, whose product is annotated as plasma membrane intrinsic protein 2;4. NCBI's taxonomy places the organism in Eukaryota, Viridiplantae, Streptophyta, Magnoliopsida, Brassicales, Caricaceae. Gene Ontology annotation, biological process: transmembrane transport. Gene Ontology annotation, molecular function: channel activity. The record is from RefSeq and is a predicted model, not a curated record. Gene Ontology annotation, cellular component: membrane.
ACACUUACAUCUACUAAUCGCAAUUACCACUGUGAUUACCAAUUAAUCAACACUUAAUUAACGAUGACGAAGGACGUGGAGGUUGCGGAGCAAGGGGAGUUCUCGGCGAAAGAUUACCACGACCCUCCACCGGCGCCGUUAAUUGACGUCGAGGAGCUGACGAAAUGGUCGUUUUACAGGGCACUAAUCGCGGAGUUCGUAGCCACACUUCUGUUCCUAUACGUAACGGUGUUAACGGUGAUCGGACACAAAAGCCAGACUGAUUUAACGAAGGCCGGCACCGACGUGUGCGGCGGCGUCGGCCUUCUCGGAAUCGCUUGGGCCUUCGGCGGCAUGAUUUUCAUCCUUGUUUACUGCACUGCUGGAAUCUCUGGGGGACAUAUAAACCCGGCGGUGACGUUAGGGUUGUUUUUGGCGCGAAAGGUGUCGUUGAUCCGGGCGAUUAUGUACAUGGUAGCACAGUGUUUGGGUGCUAUCUGCGGUGUGGGAUUGGUCAAAGCGUUUCAAAGUUCAUUCUAUAAUAGGUAUGGUGGUGGGGCCAACUCGCUGAAUGGUGGGUACAACAAGGGGACUGGAUUGGGUGCGGAGAUAAUCGGGACCUUUGUUCUUGUCUACACAGUGUUCGCGGCCACUGAUCCUAAGAGAAAUGCACGGGACUCCCAUGUUCCUGUAUGGGCGCCGCUCCCGAUUGGGUUUGCUGUGUUCAUGGUUCACUUGGCUACGAUUCCAAUAACUGGAACUGGGAUUAACCCAGCUAGGAGUUUUGGAGCUGCUGUGAUUUUCAACGAUGAGAAAGCCUGGGAUGACCACUGGAUAUUCUGGGUCGGACCAUUUAUUGGAGCUGCAAUUGCUGCAAUUUACCACCAGUACGUUCUCAGAGCCGCAGCCAUUAAAGCUCUUGGAUCCUUCAGAAGCAAUGCUUAAUUAAUUAAGCUUAAUUACUGCCGUCGAUAAUUAUCAAUUAUCAAUCAAUAAACAAAUUAAUGGGCAAAAUUUGGGUGAUGGUGAUAAAAAUUAUUAAAACAACAAAAAAAAAAGAAAAAAAGAAAGAGUGCUUGCAAUGCAAAGUCUGUGAUC